This is a messenger RNA of Cucurbita moschata (crookneck pumpkin), 590 nucleotides long. Its product is annotated as cysteine-rich and transmembrane domain-containing protein WIH2-like. The transcript has 3 exons. Bases 125 to 406 code for a protein of 93 amino acids. NCBI's taxonomy places the organism in Eukaryota, Viridiplantae, Streptophyta, Magnoliopsida, Cucurbitales, Cucurbitaceae. The record is from RefSeq and is a predicted model, not a curated record. Gene Ontology annotation, cellular component: plasma membrane.
GGACACAAAGUAAUUCUUUAUUCAAAUAGUUUUCAUAGUUAUAGCUCUCUGGUUUCUCUGUUUGGCUACUAAUAAAAUCCAUCCGAUCGCGCAAGAAAUCUCCGAGAGAAAGUAGUGGAAGAAAAUGAGUUACUACAACCAGCCUCCGCCUCCCGUCGGCGUUCCUCCGCCGCAAGGUUAUCCGCCGGAAGGUUAUCCGAAGGACGCUUAUCCGCCUCCAGGACAUCCGCCGCCGGCUGGUUAUCCUCCUGCUGGUUAUCCACAGGCAGGAUAUCCGCCUCCGGCUUAUGGACCGGCGUACGGUCAACCUCCGCCUCAAUAUCAACAACAACGGCAAGAAGUUGGAUUCCUCGAAGGCUGUGUGGCUGCUCUUUGCUGUUGCUUCGUGUUGGAUGCUUGCUUUUAAGGACAGAAGCAGGAAGCUUUUUGUGAGUGAGUGAGUGAUCAUAUGGUGUAUGAAAUUUUAAUUUAAUAUCCAAUAUCGCAAUGGCUUUCUCUAUCUUUAUAUUCUUAUUUAUACCAACUCUAUUUCUCUUCAUAUAUCUUGAACCUUGCUCCUAAACUAUAUAGAUGUUAAGCAUUUAUUACCU